CAGCGGUGCAGUGCAGCCAUCACGAAAUUUCGAGGCUCGCAUCCGUGGUGGUCUGGUUGCUUGUUUGAGGGAAGCUGGCAUUGCACCUGGGCACAUUGCAGACGCCGCAACCAAAACAAUCACCGCUCGGCAGGCCAGGCGCUCUCCUUGUCAGCUGCUCUACCGGCACCAUCCCGUUUCGCACCAUUGCUACAGCCGCCAUGCCGGCACGAAUCGCCUGCUCCUCGGCUAGGAGCAGUGCUGGCCGAGCGCUCCAACACGCCCAAAACGCCGCUCGUUGUUCAGCACCAGCCUCGCGCGCGGCCUUGACACAUUUGUCCAGGUCUCAGUCUCGCCAGUAUGCUGCCGCCGCCUCAGUCCCCGUGGCCGGCGUGAAGCUACCCGACAGCUUCGUCCCUCCCACACAGCCUCCCAGUGCGCGGCCGGCACAGACCAGAAAGUCGCAGAUGCUGCGCACAUACACCUCGCUCCUGCGAUCAACGCCGUUAAUACUCUUCUUCCAACACAACAACAUCACCGCAAACGAGUGGGCCGCCCUGCGGCGAGAGUUGCGCGCAGCGCUGGCUGCGGUCCCACCUCCCGUUGCCGGAGCCGAUGGCCGCGUCCCUGUCAACGUGUCGGAUCACAUCGAUAUCCAGGUACUGCGGACGCGCAUGUUCGACGUUGCCUUCAAGAUUGUCGAGUUUUUUGACGCAGAGAAGCACGCGGGCGAGUCCAAUGCCUACACGCACGACCUGUCGACGUCGGCAUAUGCCGCGCUCCAGAAGGCCAACACCAAGGACCCCAACAGCGCAUACGCCCAGAUUGCGCCGCUUUUCUCCGGCCCUGUCGCCGCCGUCACCUUCCCGGCGGUGUCCCCAGCCCAUCUCGCGGCCGUGCUCAAGAUUCUGGCUCCGUCAGCACCGGACUUCCCGGCCCCAACCAGGAAGAAGAGCCCCGGCUACUACGACCCGGUCGCGCAGAGCGCUCUGCAGAAGCUCCUGCUUAUCGGCGGCCGCGUGGAGAGCAAGGUCUUCGACCCGGCUGGCGUGAAGUGGGUGGGCGGCAUUGAGGGCGGACUGGAUACUCUGCGGGCGCAGCUUGUGCACAUGCUGCAGACUGCUGGUCUGGGUCUCACAACUGCCCUCGAAGGCCACAGCAAGGGCCUGUGGCUCGCGCUCGAGAGCAGAAGGACGCAAAUGGAUGAGGAGGCGAACGGCGGCAAGACGGAGCCUGCCGAGGACCAGAAGGAAUAGUCGCCCGGUCCUCGUUGCCCUGGCUAUCAUGUGUUCGUGAGCAAAGAGGCCUGGCGUUGGCCGAAGAUGUAAAGCACCACUACCACUGUACAGAUAUUGUAUUCGAGGGUUCUAGAAAUGGCAUCAUAUUCGUGGUUGAUGGCCUGUAAUUUAUGCAACGCAGCUGGGUUGUUCCAUUGA
Microdochium trichocladiopsis is the source of this 1415-nucleotide messenger RNA. RefSeq lists its product as uncharacterized. Gene Ontology annotation, cellular component: mitochondrial large ribosomal subunit. Gene Ontology annotation, biological process: translation. Gene Ontology annotation, molecular function: structural constituent of ribosome. The coding region runs from base 201 to 1235 and encodes 344 amino acids. The record is from RefSeq and is a predicted model, not a curated record. NCBI's taxonomy places the organism in Eukaryota, Fungi, Ascomycota, Sordariomycetes, Xylariales, Microdochiaceae. The transcript has a single exon.